Emys orbicularis (European pond turtle) is the source of this 609-nucleotide messenger RNA. It is a transcript of the gene NPM2, whose product is annotated as nucleophosmin/nucleoplasmin 2. Gene Ontology annotation, cellular component: nucleoplasm; cytoplasm; nucleolus. Gene Ontology annotation, molecular function: histone binding; RNA binding; chromatin binding. Gene Ontology annotation, biological process: chromatin remodeling; positive regulation of DNA replication. The record is from RefSeq and is a predicted model, not a curated record. The transcript has 8 exons. The coding region runs from base 1 to 609 and encodes 202 amino acids. NCBI's taxonomy places the organism in Eukaryota, Metazoa, Chordata, Testudines, Emydidae.
AUGGCUCUUAACAGUAGUGCCAACAGCAGCAGUAAAUCUGAGAAGCCAGUGUCUCUAAUCUGGGGAUGUGAACUAAACCAUGAGAAGCAAACCUAUACAUUCAAGAUCCCAGAUGAAUGGAAGUAUGAGCAGCAGCUGGCCCUGCGGACAAUCUGCCUAGGAGAAAAAGCCAAAGAUGAGUUCAAUGUUGUGGAGAUUGUACCCUCCGAGGACAGCCAGGAUACCACGCCUGUGCCCCUAGCAACUCUGAAACCUUCAGUACUGCCAAUGGCCACCAUGGUGGGGGUUGAGCUGACUCCUCCUGUCACCUUCAGGUUGAGAGCUGGCUCUGGCCCAGUCUACAUCACUGGACAACACGUUACAUUGGUACCAGAUCUCUCCUGGGAUGAGGAGGAGGAGGAAGAGGAGGAGGUGGCUGAGGAAGAAGAAUCUCAGGAGGAUUCUCCCCCCAAAGCCAUCAAGCAUCCAGCUUCCAACAAGCGGGGUAGCAUUGCCAAGAAGAAGAAGAUGGAGAAAGAGGAAGAGAACAGUGUUCCUUCUGAUGAUGAUGUCCUUCCCAGCAAGGGAAGAGGAGCUGGCAGAGGGAGAAAGCCAGCAGCGAAGAAAUAG